UAAAAAUAAAAAAUACUUAAGAGCUCCGUACUGAUCUUGGUUUUUAGGGUUUCGUGUCAGAGCAAGGAAUCAUGAAAGCUUCCUUAAAGUUUCGUGAAGAACAAAAGCCGCUCUUUAGAGCCAAAGUCCCUUUAAGCAUCUUAGGCUUGCCGUUCCAAUCCGGAAUUGUGGCCGGCGGUGACUUCAAGGAGUUCACUCUCAAUCUCGCUACCUUUUUCCAAUCUGGACCCUCUAUCAAGGUCGCCUACCGCCCCAACGAUGCCUGGAACCCUUUCUCUCUCAUUGUCAGGACUGGAAUUGGACCCCUCGGUUCGCCCAUGGCCAGUUCCAUGCUCAUGAAUGUUGAAUUCAGUUUGCUUGGGAGGGGAAACCCUAGCUUUAUGCUACAUUUCAAGCCCAGGAUUGGGGAUUUUUCUAUUAAGACAUCGCAGUCUUCUUCAUUCUUUGAGAAGAGUGGGAAUGAUGUUGGGUCUUUGCCGAAUUGCAAUUGUGAUGGACCCAUUGAAGCGGUGGAGCCUCCAGUGAUGAACGGAAUUUCGGUUUUGCCUCCGCCUACUGUAAGGACGAUUGAUGGGGCUUUGUCUGGCUUGGAAGUUACAGCAAAUACGAAGCUGCCUGUGAGGAGAGCGGUGCUGAAUUUCCGGUGGGGAGUUGGGGUUCCCGAGGAGAUUAGGAAUGGAAUAGGAUCUAUUACUGGGAUAAACCUAAGAAAGAUUCCAUUUUUGGUGAUGAACAAGAUAGGGAUUGAGCUCAUGAGCGGUGAUGAUUCGAAAUCGAAAGGGGCGGUCUCCGCCGCAACGAAGUUGAGCUCGAUAUUGACAAAUGCUGAUAUGGCGGAGGCUUGUUUGAUGGUGAAGAGGCAACUAGAGGUUUUGCAAGCUGAGAAUGGUCUACUGAAGAAAGCCGUGGAAGAUCUCAGGCAUGAAAUUGCUGCAGGCAAAUUAGGUUCGCCAGUGGCAGAUUUCAAUUCUGGCAAAUACAGAAACGAGAUGAGAAAUUUAAAUGGUAGUAGAACUGAAAGGAGAGGCAAUGAGAAUUGAGAGGAAAGCAAUGGAAGGCAUUGAGGGGAGCUACUUGUGAUGGGGCUUGAACCUGUUGAAAUUGCUUGGAAAAUCUGCUAAGUGGGUUUAGCUUGCCUUCAAAAGAUUAGCAGGCUUGUUUUCUUCAAUACUCUCUCAAUUUUUGAUUGUGGGAUCUGAUAGGUGAAAUGAUCAGUCUGCUGUUUCUUCUCCAACUUUCUGAUGCCCUUCAAUGACACCAAUCAACAUAGAUUGAGCACUGAAGCCGGGGAGAAAGAGAACUUGCCUCUGAAGAGGAUCAAACUUGAACUUCUUUUGUCUUGGAUAAAUUUUCUUCCAAAUGGGCCUCUGCCCUACACAUCAAAAAACUCUAUUCCCUUCUUUUGAUCAAAUGUGCAAAGCCCAACUUAUGCUUAUGUAAUGGGCUUCAAAAGAUUAUCUAUUUUCUGUUUCAAUGGAAGCCCUUCAUUUAAGGCAAAGACUGGACAAGUAAUUCUGUUUUUUUUUUU
Manihot esculenta (cassava) is the source of this 1528-nucleotide messenger RNA. RefSeq lists its product as uncharacterized. The record is from RefSeq and is a predicted model, not a curated record. Lineage: Eukaryota; Viridiplantae; Streptophyta; Magnoliopsida; Malpighiales; Euphorbiaceae. The transcript is spliced from 2 exons. Bases 72 to 1040 code for a protein of 322 amino acids.